Molecule: messenger RNA, 1537 nt
Organism: Somion occarium
Lineage: Eukaryota; Fungi; Basidiomycota; Agaricomycetes; Polyporales; Cerrenaceae
Source: the annotation of a GenBank genome assembly
AGACGUUCAACGUUCAACGUUCAGUUUCGGUGUCCACCAAGGGGUGGACACUAAAUACCAUGUCACGGCUACACUUAUAUACUGUACGAAGAGAAAGAACCUCGUGGUUGUCGUGGUGGAAACAAGGGAAACGUGGCUCACUGGUCUACCGACCUCUUUUGUCUUUUGUUCAGCAUCCGCUGACAUUUCUAUGGAGUUACUCGCUCUAACCUUGUGCCAUUGGCAUUCAGUGGCAUUCAUACCGCCCGAUGAGGUAGCCCGAUUCCAAACAGGAACUGCCUCCGCUGACUCACGUCUCUUCAACCAUACCAUCGUCUCUCCAUCUCUUCCUCCACGGUUUUGGUCUUUAUCAACUUUGGCGACUUUACGUGACGUACUACAGCUAUCAAAUGACUAUGCUGUCGCUUCAUACAUCUCUGUGCCUUGCCUGCUCGUCUUCUCUGCCGCCGAGGAAGUCUACAAAUGAUACUACCUUCCAUACCCCUUGCUGCGGUCGACCGAUAUGCUCACGAUGCCUUGUAUCCAACCCUCGUUUGGCUAGGUACGACCCCUGCUUGCGAUGUCUUGGUGGUGUAGGUGUCGUCAAGGCUCGAUCGAAGGCACAGGGUAGUCGAGUGACCAGCUAUGACUGCGAGGAAUCUCGCGGAGACAUCUCGCCUAGGAACAUAGACGGCGGUGUUCACGACGAAGAUGUAUUUGUAUUAGGUCAUGAUAACGAUGAUGAAGAGCAAGAGGAUGCAGACGAGGAAUAUAUUCCAGGAGUCACACAGUCCGCCGAUACAUCUCUAGUUCUUCCCCCUAUGCUUGCAGAGUGCGAACACCGGGCCUCAGUGGCUAGUCCAACCCAAACGACGAUGGAUAAUAAUGAAGAUGAAGAGAAGGCAGAAACCAAGGACACUAACGUAUCAUCGCAUUCUGACCCUCUCAAGUAUUAUAUACGUCCGGGAGACACCCUUCUGGGUAUAUCUUUCAAGUUGGGAAUCGAUAGACGACUUUUAUGCCGCCUGAAUAACCUUCCGCCAAGCACACUUCAUACCACUCCUCAUAUCCUUCACACACGUACCUACCUCACGUUACCUCCGUCAACAAAGGUUCCGCCUUUGAGCGAGAACGAUGCAAUAGUAGAUGAACAGCGGCGGGCUCAACGCGAGCGCGAGGUGGCUGAGAAACGCUUCCAGGCGUUGACCAAGGAGGUAGAUACCUCCAUAGCAAAGACAUACGUCUCACUCGCUGAAUCCCCUCUUGACGAAGAAGACGUCAACUAUGGGUUAGGCAAGGAGGCGGGGCUGAAGUGGUCGAAGGAGGUCAAGACACCUCUUGCAGUGACUUCUCAGAAUUCAUUGGAGGGCCGAGCCAUUGACCGUUACCUGGAUGAUGAUGAGUGGGAGGCGAGAGAGCGACGUGAAGGUAGAAAAGUCUCCAUACCCAAGUUCCCUCUGCUCGAAUCUGCCGCCGGCUCAAGUAAGGAAGGUGCACGUAGUAAUUGGAUAUCAUUGUCGUGGUGGAAGAGGGGUCAAUAAUCAUGCCUAUUACCUCU